This is a messenger RNA of Pogoniulus pusillus (Red-fronted tinkerbird), 4975 nucleotides long. It is a transcript of the gene DDX46, whose product is annotated as DEAD-box helicase 46. The record is from RefSeq and is a predicted model, not a curated record. Gene Ontology annotation, biological process: ribosomal large subunit assembly. NCBI's taxonomy places the organism in Eukaryota, Metazoa, Chordata, Aves, Piciformes, Lybiidae. Gene Ontology annotation, cellular component: cytosol. Bases 106 to 3240 code for a protein of 1044 amino acids. Gene Ontology annotation, molecular function: nucleic acid binding; ATP binding; RNA helicase activity. The transcript has 23 exons.
CCGGAAGCGGGGGGCGGCAGCUUCCCGCCGCGCAUCUCGUCCCGGGCGCUGGGGCGCGGAGUGGCUGCCGCCGUCUAACGCAGGGACCGCGCCGCUGCCGCCGCCAUGGGUCGGGAGUCCAGGCACUACCGGAAGCGCUCAGCCUCCCGCGGCCGCUCGGGCAGCCGCUCCCGCAGCCGCUCGCCGUCCGACAAGCGAGGGAAGCGUGAGGACAGGCGCUCCAGGAGCCGGGAGCGCGACCGCCGGCGCGACAGGUCCCGCAGCAGGGACAAGAGGAGGUCCCGGUCCCGCGACAGGAAGCGCCAAAGGCGUUCCCGCAGCAGGGAGAGGGAGCGGAGCCGAGAGAGGAGAAGGUCCCGCAGCCGAGAGAGGAGGCGCUCCAGGAGCAGGAGCAGAGGCAGAAGGUCUCGAUCCUCCAGUCCCAGCAAGAGCAGGAAAGCAGAGAACAGAUCAAGAUCUAAAGAGAAGACAGACGGAACAGAAGUUUCCAAAGAAAAGAAAAAAGACAAAGAUGACAAAGAAGAGGAGAAGGAGAAAGAUGCUACCACAAAUGCUGUGGCCACAGAGAAUUUUGAUCAGAACAAGCUAGAGGAAGAAAUGAGGAAACGGAAGGAAAGAGUGGAGAAGUGGAGGGAGGAGCAACGCAAGAAGGCCAUGGAAAACAUAGGAGAACUGAAAAAAGAAAUUGAGGAGAUGAAACAAGGGAAGAAAUGGAGUCUGGAAGAUGACGAUGAUGAUGAAGAGGAAACUGCAGAAGGAGAAAAGGAAGGCAAUGAGGUUGAGGAUGAAGAGUUAGAUCCUUUGGAUGCUUACAUGGAAGAAGUGAAAGAAGAGGUCAAGAAGUUCAAUAUGAGGAGUGUGAAAGGUGGAGGUGGGAGUGAAAAGAAAACCGGACCAACUGUGACCAAAGUAGUGACUGUGGUGACGACCAAAAAGGCAGCUGUGGAGUCCGAGAAGAAGAAGGGGGAGCUCAUGGAGAACGACCAAGAUGCAAUGGAGUAUUCCUCAGAAGAGGAGGAAGUUGAUCUUCAGACUGCCCUGACUGGCUAUCAGACCAAGCAGAGAAAGCUGCUGGAACCAGUGGAUCAUGGGAAGAUAGAAUAUGAACCUUUCAGGAAAAACUUCUAUGUGGAAGUACCGGAACUGGCCAAAAUGACUCAGGAAGAGGUGAAUGUGUACAGGCUGGAGCUGGAGGGCAUUACAGUCAAGGGAAAAGGCUGCCCCAAACCAAUAAAGACCUGGGUCCAGUGUGGUAUUUCCAUGAAGAUUCUCACUGCCCUCAAAAAACAUGGCUAUGAGAAGCCCACCCCCAUUCAGACCCAGGCUAUCCCAGCCAUUAUGAAUGGACGUGACUUGAUUGGCAUUGCUAAAACAGGAAGUGGGAAAACCAUUGCAUUUCUCCUGCCCAUGUUCAGACACAUUAUGGAUCAGAGAGCGUUGGAAGAAGGAGAAGGUCCCAUAGCUGUCAUUAUGACACCGACUCGCGAGCUGGCUCUGCAGAUUACCAAGGAGUGCAAGAAGUUCUCUAAGACGCUUGGACUUCGAGUGGUCUGUGUCUAUGGGGGGACAGGAAUCAGUGAACAGAUAGCUGAGCUCAAAAGAGGUGCUGAAAUUAUUGUUUGCACGCCUGGGCGUAUGAUUGACAUGUUAGCAGCUAACAAUGGCCGGGUGACAAACCUCCGCAGGGUCACCUACGUUGUGCUGGACGAGGCAGACAGGAUGUUUGACAUGGGCUUUGAGCCACAGGUGAUGCGCAUCGUGGACAAUGUGCGGCCCGACCGCCAGACUGUCAUGUUCUCUGCCACCUUCCCCAGGGCCAUGGAGGCCUUGGCUCGCAGGAUCCUCAGCAAGCCCAUCGAGGUGCAGGUCGGGGGCAGGAGUGUUGUGUGCUCUGAUGUGGAACAGCACGUGAUUGUCAUAGAAGAGGAGAACAAGUUUCUGAAGCUGCUGGAGCUGCUGGGGCACUAUCAGGAGAAGGGAUCAGUUAUCAUCUUUGUGGAUAAACAAGAACACGCUGAUGGCUUGUUGAAAGAUUUAAUGAGAGCCUCUUAUCCCUGCUUGUCUCUGCAUGGAGGUAUUGAUCAGUACGACAGGGACAGCAUCAUCAACGACUUCAAGAAUGGAAUUUGCAAACUUCUGGUGGCCACAUCUGUAGCAGCCAGGGGCCUGGAUGUGAAGCAGUUGAUGCUGGUGGUCAAUUACAGCUGCCCCAACCACUAUGAAGAUUAUGUGCACCGAGCAGGCCGGACUGGACGAGCAGGCAAUAAAGGCUAUGCAUACACGUUCAUUACUGAGGACCAGGCACGCUAUGCUGGGGAUAUCAUUAAGGCUUUGGAAUUGUCUGGGAACCCAAUUCCUCCUGAUCUGGAGAAGCUCUGGGCUGAUUUCAAAGACCAACAGAAAGCUGAAGGAAAGCUGAUUAAGAAAAGCAGUGGAUUCUCUGGGAAAGGUUUUAAAUUUGAUGAAACAGAACAGGCUUUGGCUAAUGAAAGAAAAAAGCUUCAGAAAGCAGCUCUUGGCUUGCAAGAUUCUGAUGAUGAAGAUACAGCUGUUGAUAUUGAUGAACAGAUUGAGAGCAUGUUCAACUCAAAGAAAAGAGUGAAAGACAUGGCAGCACCGGGCACAUCAAAUGCCCCCACACCGUCAGCUGGGAACGCAGAGAAACUGGAGAUUGCUAAGAGGCUGGCACUGAGAAUCAAUGCCCAGAAGAACCUCGGAGCAGAGGCACAAGUCUUGGUCCCCUUCCACUUUAAGGAUGUGAUGCAGCAGGCUACAAACGCUAUCCUGAGAGGAGGCACCAUCCAAGCUCCUACUGUGUCUGCCAAGACCAUUGCAGAGCAGCUGGCUGAAAAGAUCAAUGCUAAGCUCAAUUACGUGCCCAUAGAGAAGCAGGAGGAAGAGAAACAGGAUGGAGGACAAAAUGAAUCCUUCAAGAGAUAUGAGGAAGAACUGGAGAUCAAUGACUUCCCACAGACUGCCAGAUGGAAAGUUACCUCCAAAGAAGCACUACAGAGGAUCAGUGAAUAUUCUGAAGCUGCCAUCACCAUCAGAGGAACUUACUUCCCUCCAGGCAAAGAACCCAAGGAAGGAGAACGAAAGAUUUACCUGGCUAUAGAAAGUGCCAAUGAACUGGCUGUACAGAAAGCAAAGGCAGAAAUCACACGACUUAUAAAAGAGGAGCUCAUCAGAUUGCAAAACUCUUACCAGCCCACCAACAAAGGCAGAUACAAAGUUCUAUGAGUGUGGGCUGCCUGUCUGCAGCGGCUGGUGCGUGCCCCUCGCCGGUUCUGUGCUUCGUGCUGCUUGGACAUUCACAACUUUCUUCUUUUGUCUUGUGGACAUUUUUUAUCAGAAAAUUUGCUGAAACAUCUUAGUUCUCUCUGCUCCAGUGAUCAGUCUUAAAGCAGCCCGGGGCUCGGGGCAUGGUUUAAUUUAAAGUGCAGUUUCUACACCUUUCACCCUGAAGAACAGAGAAUAAAGCAGAUUUUAACUUUUCUGACAGCCUGCAGCGUUCAGUACCUGAGACCACCUUGGGCUUCAUCUUGAAGCUGCACCUGCUCCACGCUGUGGGGGUGGGGUCACACCAUAGCAGUUCGUACUGGAACAGUGAUCAAAGCCCUGAGUAAAGGCAGGAUUUCCUCAUCCAGAGCAUCUCUGGCUGGUCCCACACACACUCAUUCCCUCUACCAAUGCUCCCCUAGAGUCAGAGAGUCUCUUGCAGUGAUCAGAGUGGAGAACUUUACCCAAGAAUGCUUGAGGUCUACUUUUAAGAUCUUCUCACAUCCUAGUUUGUCUUUUCUCAUCCAGGUAAUGAGUAACUCUUUGGGUUUUUUUGUAAAGUGAAACGUUUUGUAGUACAAAAAUAGUUUUCCUGUUUGGUUUUUUUCUGAAUGUCAGAAUUCUAGGAUUUGAUUUAUUUUUUCCCUCAUUCUCUGACAUAGGAAUGAAUGAAAUCCUGCUUAGUUUAAAAGGAAAUGGUCAGGAAAAAAAAAGAAGAAACUUCUUUUGUAAUAAAAGAUGACUUUGUCACUUUUUAUAGUGUUCUCCUGUGCACACUUAAUGUGAUUCCCCUGGCGUUGUGUCAUUGUUACUGUUAGGACAUGGUUUUCAGUAACACUGCCUGUGGGUGAAUGCCACAGAUCCUGACUGUCACUGCAGUCGGUAAGCUGCUGGGCCAGGCAAGCCCUUUCUGAAGUCUUACCCUAGCCAUUAAUGUUCACAAGGAACACUUAACCACUCUUCAGCAUUUCACUUUCAUGUCUCCUCCCCUGAAGCAGUAGUAGUUUGAAUUGUCUCAUUCCAGCAGCUGCAGGACUUCACAGAUGAUGACUGCCAAAAGGACUUACAGAGAAAGUUUUCCUUGCCUGCCAUGCUGAGGAGAAAUGUGUCCUGUGGAGCCAGCUGCAUAUGGACUGCUGUAGCCCUGGAGAGAGCAGGUUCUGCAGCCUGCACCAUGGUUCUGGACAUCCACAACUUCUGUUCUCAAGUGAUCUCGGUGACUGUGACUCUGCUGUCAGUGUGUCUGCGGCACAGGAGAAGAGAGGUUGUACCAACACUGGCAGUCCACGUUUAGGGAAGGAACACCCAAUAGUGGCCAGGGGUAAUCCACUGAGUGAAACAGAGAAGCAGCACAUGCAGUGCCCCUGCUCAGAGUGCAAGAUCUCAAAGCCCUGUGGUUCCCUUAUGUCCAGCGUCCACAUAGAUGGGUGGCAUAUGCUGGUGUGUUUAAUGAAGAGCACUGCCAGUUUGGACAGCCUGACCCCUCCUCAGUAUCCUCCUUUCAGAACGCUCAGCUAUCUCUCUGCUGUCUCUUCCAAAAGGCACGGCAGAAGCACUGCUGGGAUGUGCACUGCUGGCUGCCAGAGCUGUCACAAUGGGUAACCUUUGCCCUCCAGGGCUUUUAAAUGCAAUGCCAAUAUUUCUGGGUUUAAAUUCCAGCAGAAAUAAAAAGUAUUUCAAUGUCUGUUUUUCAGAA